Tetrahymena thermophila SB210 is the source of this 2730-nucleotide messenger RNA. RefSeq lists its product as hypothetical. The record is from RefSeq and is a predicted model, not a curated record. NCBI's taxonomy places the organism in Eukaryota, Ciliophora, Oligohymenophorea, Hymenostomatida, Tetrahymenidae. The transcript is spliced from 7 exons.
AUGAUUGAAUAGUAUAGCAGCAUAGAGUCUGGAGAUGGUUUCAUAUAUUAAAUAUUUAAGAGCUUGUGGAAAGUUGAUUCUGUUUUAAAGAAAAUUCUCCUUGUUAACAUUCCAGAUACAAUCAUGUUCUAAAAUGGUGGGAUAUAUUCUUGGUAUUUCUCUAUGGAUAGCUAAGUUUAUUUUAAGAAAAAAUAAAAUCUUGAAAAGGAGUAAAUUUUAAAUAAAUUUAGCACCAAUAUUCCUCCUUGCGGGAUUGUGGCCGUCUGGAUUUAUAAGCAAGAGAUAUAAAAUGUUAGAUAAAAAGGAGAAUAGCAAUAUAGUUAUCAAUAAAAUUCAUCAACUAGAUAUAAAUAUAGCAGUUAAGAAGACUUUUCUCCAAAAAAAUCUUUCUCUGAUAUGAGUUCAAAGGAAAUCAAUUCAAGUACUACGAGCAAGCUAAUAUAUCAAUACAUGAAUUUAGAAUAGCUCAAUGAAUUUCUCAUAAAAGCCAGACCAGGAGAAAUGAUUGAUGGAAUUCUCUAAAAGUUCAUUUAAUCAAAAGGAGACAAUAACUCUGUAAUUCAAGUAACUUGGAAUAGAGAGUUUUAUUUGUCGCAGAAAAUAUCCAACCCAAACUAAAUUAACGACACUAAUCUCGAUAUAUAUUAACGUGUCAUCACUUUUGAAUCUGAUAACUAGUCAUUAACAACUGAUUUAAAAGGACAUGCGAUCAACUCAUAUUUCUAAACAAAGAUAGAAGAAAUUGUUAAGCAUGUUGAAAACACUUAUGAAAAACCCAUAACUAUUUCUCUUUUCAAGGGUAUUUUUAAAAUUGAUCCAAAGGGCAAGAUAUGGUUUCUUUAAUGCAAAACUUUAUCAGUUUGCCAAAAGAUGAAUUAAGAAUACAAAACUUUAAAAGAAACAUCUAAGAGUUUGCCAUUCAUUGAAACAGAUAUUCCAAGCUACAUAAGUAAGGUGAAAAGUGCUAUAGGAAAAGGUAUUGAUUUACAGUCAAAGGAAAUAUGCAAAAAAUGUUUGGAAGAAGUAGAAUUGAAUGGAAUGUACAUGGUUGAGUAUGAUCAUAUUAUAAAGAGUUGGUAAUUUGAUCAUGUUGGAGAAAAAGAAAAGAAAAAGGAAUAAAGCGAAUAAAAAUAUUUAGAAGAGAGGGAAAAAUUAGAGAAAAUGUAUAAAUUAUUAGAUAAACUUGAUUUAGAUGUUCCACAAGACUUCCCAAAAAUAACUGAUUAAGAUGAAAAGAGAUUUGAUGUAAAUCCAAACUAUAUUAUACCAAGAGUAAUAAGAAAUUAAGAGCCAGAAUUAUCAGAAGAGUAAUAUCUUUCUUUAGUCAACAAUCCCGGUUUCCGUUCUAGAGCAGCUCUUAUUUGUGAAAACUGUUGUCUCCACAUAAUGAACAGUAUAAACUGGAAAGAAAACCCAUCAAAGCUAAAGAUAAAAGCUCUAAAUGAUAAAAAGUACUUUGGUGUAGGAGAAUUAAAGCCAGAGACUAUUAUAGCAAGAUAUAAUAAAACGAGAAAACAAGUAGAACUUAAAAAAAUUUUUGAGGAAGAAUUAAAUCCUAAUUCAGUUAAUAAGGAGAUCAUGAUGAGAUUUAAAAGAAUGGAUGCUAACUCUAAUCCACCUGAAGAAAGAACAGAUUUUCCUUUAAGGAUGACAGAUAUUUUUAGUAGAACAGGAAUAAAAUAAAACAGAAGACACUAACAGUAUUUAUCUGGAUUAGGUAUUUCUGAAAUAAGCUCUUAUUAAUCUAAAUUAGCUGAUUAAAGGGAGCAAAAGCUAUCGUUUUUAACAAAUCCGCCAUAACUAAAUACGCCUUCAACUGUUUUUGAUGAAUAAGCAAAUUCUAAAAUGAGUCAAGUAAAUACAAGUUAAUUUGCUCAAAAAAAUUCUGUUAGUACCUGCUGUUUGAGCCCUCAUUCUGCAAUUGGUAUUAUACAAGAUCAUGGUGUAUUUAAUGAGUCUAUUAAGAUUUAUGCCAAAACUCUUAGCAAGAAUAGUCUUUAAAAGUUUUUAAUUCCUAUUGACAAUCGUUUUAAAGCUUCAAAGGAAAAAAAUGAAAGUUAGUAAAAGAAGUUUAAAAGCAAGAUAAAUAAUAACAAUUUUAGCACUUAAGAAAACAAUGAAUCAACACUGACAUAAACUUUAAAACCUUUAAAACAUGUUUCGUUACACAAACUCCAAAAUUCAAAUAAAAUUGUCACAAAUUAGACCCAACCAGGAACUCUGUAAAUUUUAACUGACAGAAGCCCUACUUCUGAAUAUUUUGAAUCUAUUUUAACUUCUAGAAGCAAAGAUAAAAAAGAAAAUACCUUCAAAUAAAGCAGUGAUAAGAAAACAAAAUAAUAAAAAAGAUCUUAAAAUAAUUCUUGCAUUGAUGCACUUUCAAAAGUGAGCGAAAACUAAUCUAAAUUACAAGAAAAUAAAUAAAAAGCUGUUGAAAGUCACUCAAAAGAGCACUAUUCCCAACUAAAAAUACAAGAAUCUUAAUAAAAAGUAUUGGAACCUCUAUUAUAAUUACAUGAAUCAGAUAUAGAUGAUAAUGAGAAAUUGUAAAAAUUAAGAUAAAAUUAAAAAUAAAAACCUAAAAAAAAUUUGAAUUCUUUUCAUAACAAUUUCUAAGCAUAUUUAACUUCAAUUGUGUUACCAAAUAGUUCAAAAGGUAAAAAAACAAUUAAUAUUUAACAAAAUCAUUUUAAAUCUCAAAGUGUUUAGAUUCCAAAACUAAAUGAAUGA